Anopheles darlingi is the source of this 1743-nucleotide messenger RNA. RefSeq lists its product as uncharacterized. Bases 1 to 1743 code for a protein of 580 amino acids. NCBI's taxonomy places the organism in Eukaryota, Metazoa, Arthropoda, Insecta, Diptera, Culicidae. The transcript is spliced from 5 exons. The record is from RefSeq and is a predicted model, not a curated record.
AUGAAAACGUACGACAUCUGGGGUGCACCAGCGGGGGAUGCUGGUUUCACGGGUGGGUCACGGGCAAGGUCGAACGGUUCCUUUGACCCAAUUGUCCCGACCGGUUCGGCCGGUCAUCCGCGGAGUCGGUACAGCUACGGCGGCGACAGUGGUGUUGGUUCGAGCGAAACUUCCUUUUACGGUGACGCAAGCCACGGCAACAGUCUGGCGGUCAGUGAUGGUGGUGGUGGUGGUAGCGGUGGCCGAGGACGGUCCGCAAAAGUUUUGAACUUCCUGCCAGUGCCGGUGGAUGACGAGUGUCUGUCGGAUGAUGGACGCCGGACGGGCAUGUGCAUGAACGUGUACGAGUGUCGCAUACAGGGCGGUAAGGCCCGGGGUCAGUGCGCUCUCGGCUUCGGUGUUUGCUGUGUCUUCGUCGCCACCUGCAACGACGAAAUCGCCAACAACAUCACCUACUUCGUUUCGCCCAGCUUUCCCGGCAUCGUACCGAAGGAUCUGGGCAGCUGCAAGCUCAAGAUUAAGCUGAUGAACCCGGAGGUGUCGCAGCUCAAGUUUGAGUUCAUCCAUUUCGCUUUAGGACAACCGAACCGCCGAACGGGUGUGUGCGAAGGGGAUCUGUUCCGGUUGAUUGGCGGUGUCGUACCGUUCGACCUGUGCGGUCAAAAUUCGGGCCAGCAUCUGUACUACGAUUUGAAUCCGAAGAGCCGUGCGAACGAGGAGGUCGAGCUGGAGAUGAACUUUGCAUCCCGUUCGUUCGCCCAGCGCCUGUGGGAGAUCCGGGUUUCGCAGAUCCCGUUCAGCCAGCGGUCACCGAGCGGCUGUAUGCAGUACUACACCGGUACCGAGGGUCUGAUACAGACGUUUAAUUUCGCCGAAAAUGGGCGUUACCUGGCCAACCACAACUACCGGGCCUGUAUCCGGCAGGAAAAGAACAUGUGCUCCGUGGCGUACGAACCGUGCGAUGACCAAUCGUUCCGGAUCGGCAUUCCGAACCAGCUAAGCGAUGAACCGGAUGCAGGUGGUGGUGGUGCCGGAGGUGCCGGUGGUACUGGUGCCGGUGCUGGUGCCGGUGGUACCGGGCUACCGGGAGUUCCCGGUACGGGAAACCUUCAAGGGCUUCCGGGAGCAGCAACGGGUACGGGCCCGUUCUCCGAUCCAGCGCUAGCGGACGAUCCGUUAGCACCGGCAGCCGACAUUCCGGCCGACACGGUACCGGAACAGGUAGUCGAGACACCUGAGGUGACAAAUGCUGAUGAAGCGGCCCCUGCAGCCGAGGAUCAGGAGGUGGCAGCGGAUGAACCGGUUCCGGCCGAGGAGGAACCGGCAGCCGAUGAUCCGGAUGCGGCCGCCGAUGAGGAAGGAUCCGGUGGUGGUGGUGCUGGUGGUUUCUUCGAUGGCUUCUUUCCGUCGUUCUUCUCGAGAAGCAUCUUCGACGAGGAUGUCGAGGAUUCUCGAGGCCACUGGCAGAGUCGUCAGUUUGAGGGCAUUAACUGUGCGGAUCGCAUCACGCUUCCCUGCAUCGUGGAGGACUUUAUUGGUGUGGGAAUGGGAGAGUUACCGACCUGCCGGCCGGUGCACUGCGGGAACUCGCUUUGCCCGCCCGGAGUGUCCCCGUGUCGGGUGGAAACAUCGGUCACACCGUUCAGUCUGGGCAUUCACUUCGGUGAGGGUCGCGAUCGGGGUAGUCCGGAGGAUAAUUUGGGUGCCUGCAUCAAGUACAGCCAGAUACCGUGCGCUGGCUAG